This is a messenger RNA of Punica granatum (pomegranate), 999 nucleotides long. Lineage: Eukaryota; Viridiplantae; Streptophyta; Magnoliopsida; Myrtales; Lythraceae. The record is from RefSeq and is a predicted model, not a curated record.
AUGGAAGAUCCGCCACCAUCUUCAUCAUCGGGGGAGAAAGAUAAGUCAUCUCUGCCCUCGUUAUCGUCCACGGAUGAGGAGGAGACGGAGGAAGACACACCAAGAUCCUCAUCAUCAUCGGAGGAGGAGGAGGCAGAGGAGCAAAAUGGGGAUGUGAACGUGGCCGUAGCAGCAGAUUCAUCGCCUCCCUCUCGUUCAUCAGCACCAGAAGAAGAGCAAACUUCAUCAUUGUCCUCAUCGCCGUCAUCAGAAGAUAACGAGGAAGAUCCACCAAUGUCCUCCUCCUCAUCAUCAUCAUCGGAGGAGGAGGAGAAGGACGACAAGGAGGGAACGGAUGAGUAUGUGGAGGUGGUAGAGACAGAUUCACCAGGUCCCACAAAAUCCUCAUCGGAAGAGAAGGAGCAUUUGUCAUCAAGGGCUUCAUCAGAAGAUGAGGAGAAAGAUCGACCAAUAUCCACAGCAUCAUCAUCGAUGAAGGAGGAGGAGAAGGACGAGGAUGUGGAGGUGGCAAAGGUAGAUCCGCCAAUGCAGGGCUCAUCAUCAGAAGAGAAGGAGGGUCACUCAUCACCCCCCUCAUCGCAAUCACCAGAAGAUGAGCGGAAAGACUCCUCAACACCGGAGAAGGAGGAGGAUGAGGAUCAUGAUCCGGACCAAGGAAAGAGCACAAGUAAUGCGGCAACCUCCGAGUCCUCGGCCCAAGAAGUGACCUCCAAGGCCCGAUCACCCGCAGACCAACAUGCCGAGGGAUCGGAAGGAUCGCAGCAGCUGAAUCCCCGUUAUCUCCGAAUCAAGUUUGUCGACCAUGAUGCCACGGACACCAGCUCAGGUUCAGGUUCAGGUGAUGGAAGUAGUCAGCAGUCCGCUACAUACGGUCGAGGUAAGCUGUGGCAGAGAUAUAUGCCGUUGCCUCCGCUCAAGAAGCCCAAGAUAGACGAUGACAAGAAAGAUGAUGAAAAGGAGGACGAUGAAAAUAAAGAUGAUGACAAGAAGGAUGAAUAG